AUGGGGAACAACCAGCCUGCAGUUUCUGCACCCGUCUGGGUCAAACGUACGGCGGCCGAGACUCCUUCCAAGAUAGCUAGCCCUGGAUAUGAGACUCUCCUCUCCCGGAUCACUUCAAUUGAGUCUCGCCUGGCCAAAGCUGCUCCUGGCGGAAAUGAUGUCUUUGACACCUUGCCAUCACCAGAGGUCGUUUGGGCCGCCAUUGACAGCUACUUCAACUAUUCACACAAUCAGCCAUACUCGUUCUUCCACGAACCAUCCUUUCGGCAAAGUGUUUCUGAUGGCUCGUUGCCCACCUUCCUCCUGCUCGCCGUCCUGGCAAUGUCGGUCCGCUUCGUCCAUCAUCCCUUCUUUGCUGGUCAACAAGUCCGCGCCUCACAGUCCUACGCCCGCGCUUGCUGGAGAUUGAUCGCCUCGCAAUGUUUGGACGACGACCUCGCCGACUACCGACACGUUCAGGCUCUCACCCUCCUUUCCAUCUGCGACUUUACCGCUUGUCGCGGAUCAGCCUGGAUCAAAAUCGGCCUGGCCGCUAGGGUCGCUCAGGUCCUCGGCAUGAUGUUCGAGCCACACCCUUCCCUGCCGUUCGCCGCACAGGAGGAGCUGCGGCGAACGUAUUGGUCAGUCUACCUACUCGACAGACUCGCCACUUGUUCGCGUGGAAGACCGGCCAGCCUACAGGAUUACUCCUGUCAGCUCCAGCUUCCGUGCCAUGAGGAGGACUUCAUCUCGUCCAUCCCUCAGACGACGCUGACAUUGGCCCAAGUCAGCAGCCAAGGCGCCACCAGCGAAGUCUCAGCAUCCAGCCUCUCGCCCUUGGGACGUGUGAUCGUGCUCGCCGCCGAGCUGCAUCGGACAUCCGUCUACAUUGUGCAAGGGUAUGACCAGGACGAUCAGAAGCCGCCGUGGGCACCUCAGUCUGACUUUUCGGCCAUCCGAGCCCGACUGUCGUCGCUGGAAGUCCAACUUGAAUAUGAUCGACCGAUCCAGGAAGUUCUGGCGGACUACUCUGCCAUGCACCCCAGUGCGAAUGCAAGAGAGCUCCAUUCGGUGGCCCCAUUGAUCUUCUCCUACGCGCUCUAUCACUUGUGUCAGUGCCUGCUGCACCACCCAUUUCUGCUCCGGCGACGGUUUGAGCUGAGCAACGCCAAAUUCCGGACCAGUUUCUUCGCCGCCAGCGUCGGCGCCUCCUUCAAGCACGCCAAAAUCUUGACCGAAACCCUUCAGAAAGCUCGGGAGGCUGGGUACAGCACCAUCGCCUCCUUCCUCGGGUACUGCGCCCUGGUGGCAGGAUCCAUUAACUUCCUACACUCGCAUUCGGACUCGGAACCUGACCGCUUGGCUGCAUUCCUGAUGAGUCGACAAAACGUGGCUUUUCUCAAGAGCCACGCGCUGAUGUGGCACAAUUCCACCUCGAUGGCGAAUGAACUCGAUGCCUUUGGCCCCAAGGCGAGCUUGUACCGGGAUCUCAUCGACCCGUCGUGCUACCACGUCCCACUGACGCAACAGGAUCUGGAGCUCCUCUACCGACUCGUCGACUACGGGACCAUGUCCAACGGGACGCAUUCGGGGACCCCGUGGUCCCCCAGCCUGUCCCAAAGUCUCGUCCAAUCCGAGCUCGGCGGGUCGCCAAUGACUUUCCGGAAUUCCAUGUCCCACCUCGACAGCACGGCCCAGGAUCUGUAUCUGGUCGGCGCGAUAUCUGACCACGAGGCCAGUCUCUGUUCACUGGGGUUUGGCAGUCUCUGGGACCUCUAG
Messenger RNA from Fonsecaea monophora, 1758 nucleotides. RefSeq lists its product as hypothetical. Gene Ontology annotation, molecular function: zinc ion binding; DNA binding. Gene Ontology annotation, biological process: DNA-templated transcription. Gene Ontology annotation, cellular component: nucleus. Lineage: Eukaryota; Fungi; Ascomycota; Eurotiomycetes; Chaetothyriales; Herpotrichiellaceae. The coding region runs from base 1 to 1758 and encodes 585 amino acids. The record is from RefSeq and is a predicted model, not a curated record. The transcript has 5 exons.